This is a messenger RNA of Neogale vison (American mink), 2196 nucleotides long. It is a transcript of the gene CCDC181, whose product is annotated as coiled-coil domain containing 181. The coding region runs from base 420 to 1946 and encodes 508 amino acids. The record is from RefSeq and is a predicted model, not a curated record. The transcript is spliced from 6 exons. Gene Ontology annotation, molecular function: microtubule binding. NCBI's taxonomy places the organism in Eukaryota, Metazoa, Chordata, Mammalia, Carnivora, Mustelidae.
UUCAACCAAUACACUGGAAAUAGUUAUUUAUUCCAUUGAAUAAUCAGCUUGAAUGAUUAACUUUCCUGUACAUAAAACUAACUUUGUCUUGAGAGGGCGAAGGGUACCGGUACCAAGCACUAUUCGGAGAAAAGAUGACAUUUUAGUGAACUAGACAAGAACUUUUUAAGCCUUGGAUUUAAUUAUUCAGGCACACAUCAUUUGUUUCAGGUUAAGCUUAUCAUGAAACUACUCUUCCUUUUCAUAAGUUGGCAAUUAUUUGCUAAUUGGAGCUUAUAAAAAGCUUAAAAUCAAUCUUAAGGAUCAUCUAGCUCAGCGGUUUUGCUUUAAGGCUCUUUGAGUUGACAAGGAAUGCAACACUUCUAAUAGGCAACUCACUUCGUUUCAGGACAAAAGCAUUAUUCUUUAACAAACGGAAAAUGGAAGAAAAUAAAGAUAUGGACUCAAAAGAAAGUGGAGAAUAUGAAGACGACUUUGAAAAGGACCUGGAAUGGUUAAUUAAUGAAAAAGAAAAAAGUGGUACCAGCAUAAUAGAGAUGGCUUGUGGGAAUGAAGAGAAUAUUAACCAAGAAUUAAAAGCCAAUGAAACAGAAAUAGAACACACCGAACAACAUUCUGAUCCUGACAAAUCUUCGAAGGAUGAGCUUUCACCAAGAAGAAAUGAUUUCAUUUCUGUACCGAGUAUUCAACCUUUGGAUCCCAUAUCAGAUUCAGAUAGUGAAAACUCUUUCCAAGAAUCCAGAGUGGAAAGCCAGAGAGACCUGGAAGAGGAAGAGGAUGAGGAAGUAAGGAGAUACAUUAUGGAGAAAAUUAUACAAGCCAACAAGAUCCUACAGAAUCAAGAACCUGUGAAUGAUAGAAGAGAGCGAAAACUCAAAUUCAAAGACAAAUUAGUUGAUCUGGAAGUUCCUCCGCUGGAAGACACUGACAAUCACAAAAAUUAUUUUGAAAAUGAAAGUAGUAUGUCAGGAAAACUGUCACAGUUAUGUAUUUCCAAUGAAUUUGGACAGGAAAAUGUGCUCCUGUCACUAACUGAUGGAAACGGUGAAGAAAACAAGGAUAGGAAAAUACUAGUAGAGAGAGAUGGAAAGUUUGAACUUCUGAAUUUACAAGACAUUGAGAGUCAGGGGUUUUUGCCCCCCAUUCAUGCUCAUGGUACAGAAAAUGAACCUCAUCAGUUGUCCCCCAGAUCUUCCAACUCAAGUGUCAAUGGGGCAAAGAAGGAAGAGUCUAUAGCAAGGAUUCAUGCAGUUGCUCACUCAUCAGCAGAAGAGCCACUGGCUUACCUCCCUCAGCCACCGCCCAACCCCAAGACACGUCCGAGCUCUGCUGUCAACUCAGAUCGAAGUAAGGGUAAUGGGAAAUCUAAUCACAGGACCCAGUCUGCAAAUGUAUCUCCAGUGACCUCAACAUACUGUCUUUCCCCUCGACAGAAAGAACUGCAAAAACGGCUAGAACUGAAGAGAGAAAAGCUAAAGAGAGAGGAAGAACAACGAAAAAUAGAAGAAGAGAAAGAAAAGAAAAAAGAGAAUGACAUGGUAUUUAAAGCAUGGUUGCAAAAGAAAAGAGAGCAGGUCCUAGAAAUGAGGAGAAUUCAGCGAGCAAAACAAAUCGAAAACAUGAAUAGUAGACAGGAAAACAGAGAUCCACAGCAAGCUUUUCGAUUAUGGCUUAAGAAAAAGCAUGAAGAGCAGUUGAAAGAAAGAAAGACAGAAGAACUACGAAAGCAAGAGGAAUGCUUAUUCUUCCUUCAAGGAACAGAGGGCCGUGAGCGGGCCUUCAAACAAUGGCUGCGAAGGAAACGGAUUGAAAAACUAGCAGAGCAACAAGCUGUCAGAGAAAGAACUAGACAGCUCCGACUGGAAGCAAAGCAUUCUAAACAACUACAGAACCACCUGUAUAUGUCAGAAGCCAAAGCAUUUCGUUUUACUGAUCAUUAUAACUGAGAGUAUCUAUUAAACAUUUCAUUUGGAAGCUGCUAUUCUCAAAAUUUUAGAUAUCAUUUCUUAUGGCCUGUGCUUUGGUCAUACUCUAAAUUAUGGAAAUCCUUUUUAUCUUUUGGCAAUACUGACAGUGAAUUUCUUUUUUUUUUUUUAAACACUAAACAAAAUAAAUUUUUUCUCUCGCAGUGUUGUAUUAUGUUAUACCAUCUCGUAGUCCAUGCAACAAAUUGAACAAUAAAUGAGCUCUAGAUUC